Messenger RNA from Racocetra persica, 960 nucleotides. The record is from the annotation of a GenBank genome assembly. Lineage: Eukaryota; Fungi; Glomeromycota; Glomeromycetes; Diversisporales; Gigasporaceae.
AUGGUCAGCGAACAAAGCGGUGUUCUUUCAGGGAAUAAUCCCAUGAGUGUUAACAAAACUGACCCUCUAACACUCGCCAUAGUACAGGUCGUUAUAAUAGUAGUUUUUACUCGUCUUCUUCAUCUUGGUCUUAAACAUAUUCGUCAACCACGAGUUAUAUCUGAAGUGAUAGGUGGAAUUAUCCUUGGCCCUUCUGUAUUGGGCCAUAUUCCGGGAUACAAACACAAUGUAUUUCCAGACGAAUCUAUUACUUACCUCAACCUUCUGGCUAAUUUGGGCCUGGUCCUAUAUUUAUUCUUGGUUGGUUUAGAAUUGAAUCCAAGGAUGAUAAAAAAUAAUUUAAGAUCCGUUGCUUUUAUCUCUGCGUCUGGUAUCAUAUUACCUUUUGCCUUGGGUGUAGGCGUCGCAUAUGGCCUGUAUGGUGCAAUGAAUAAUCAGCAAGUUGAUGGUCAGAAUGUGCCGUUUACUAGUUUUGUACUGUUCAUCUGCGUUGCCAUGGCUAUUACGGCCUUCCCGGUCCUUGCGCGUAUAUUAUCGGAGCUGAAGCUUAUGAGAACUCCCGUGGGUAAUUGUGCGCUAACCUCUGCUGUUGGUGACGAUAUUACCGCUUGGAUUCUGCUUGCAUUGGUUAUUGCAAUAAUUAAUGCCGCAAACUAUCUAACGGCUCUUUAUUCUUUCUUACUCUGCGCUGGCUGGACCUUAAUUGUUGGUUUUAUUGUUCGUCCGAUCUUAUUAAGAAUUAUUAUUGCAACUAAUUCAAAUCAAACUUCUCCAUCAACAUUAAUGGUUGCUAUUACUUUAUCGAUCGUUUUAAUAUCUGCGUUUAUUACAAAUAUCAUUGGUGUUCAUUACAUUUUUGGAGGUUUCAUUAUUGGGGUAAUACUUCCUCAUGAAGGAGGUUUCGCGGUGGGAAUUACUGAAAAAAUUGAAGACCUGAUUAGUGUCCUGUUCAUACCUAUA